Molecule: messenger RNA, 159 nt
Organism: Pisolithus orientalis
Lineage: Eukaryota; Fungi; Basidiomycota; Agaricomycetes; Boletales; Pisolithaceae
Exons: 1
Coding region: 1-159 (52 amino acids)
Source: RefSeq, a predicted model, not a curated record
AUGCGCAUUUGUCUUCGGUCUUGGGAUCAUAAGCUUUUCUCUCAUGGGCAGUUGUACACUGCACUCUCACGUAUCCGCCAUCGCGAACAUGCUCGAGUGCUUCUUCCCCCUGGAGCCAACGUAACCUACAAUGUCACCUUCCCAGAAAUCCUACUUUAA